Molecule: messenger RNA, 976 nt
Organism: Nerophis lumbriciformis (worm pipefish)
Lineage: Eukaryota; Metazoa; Chordata; Actinopteri; Syngnathiformes; Syngnathidae
Source: RefSeq, a predicted model, not a curated record
CUUGGGAGUCACUGGAAGCUACCUGGAACUACCCUCACCUCGGUCUACCUCCUGUAGGAACCCACGAUGGCUCAUGGUGGGGUGGUCCUGGACAGAGACCAGUUCAACUGCUCGGUGUGCCUGGAUGUCCUGAAGGAGCCGGUGACCAUUCCAUGCGGCCAUAGUUACUGCUCCGACUGCAUCCGUAGCUGCUGGGACCACUGGGGGGUCUUGAAGUGCCCUCAAUGUCCGCAGACCUUCAACAGCAGGCCGGAGCUCUGCCGAAACACCUUACUGGCUGACUUGUUGGAAAGAUUCAAGCAAAGUGGACACCUGAAGGCGUUGUCGGGUCAAAGUCUGGUGAAGAGGAAGGACAAGGCCAUCAGUCAGGUGAUGCGACAACUGUUGGAUAAAUUAGACCCGGAUGAGCAGAAAGUUGUCCAGGAUGAGUUGGAUUCCAGGGAUGAAAAGACACGAGUGUACAGAAUGGCUUUUCUGGUGAUAGAUAAGAAGCAACUUGAGGAGCAGAAGACGCAGAUGGAGAGAAAGACGUUCAGAGACCAGAAUAAGUUGAACAGGACCAAGAAGAAGGAACAGGACAAUGUGGACGCGUGCGAGGAGAAGUUGAGGCUGCGAGAAAGGGAGGCGGAGGAGAUGGUUGACAAAAGCCAGGCUCGAGUGGACAACACCCAGGAGGAACUGGACCAGAUCGUGAAGAAGUUGAAGGACAACGACCAGGAGUAUGAAGAGCUGAGGCAAGAACGCCGUGAGGUGCUCCGGGCGUGGGUUGGAAAUGACAUGCCACACUGUUCCUACGAGCUCGGAGAGGGCGAGACCCCGAGGGACGAGGGUCUGAAGGACGAUGCCGAGCCGGUGCCAGCAAAGAAGACUAAGGACACUUUAUAAAGUCGUAGGUUUAUCAGACAUCUCGCUGGCACAAAGCUCAUUUAUUCUCUCUCAGCGUACACAUUGGAAUUUGCUAUCGUCUAAUUUCCGU